AUGCAAUCAGAGGUAUUGGGUUCAUCGAAUCCACCGCCUUCAUCGACCACUAGCAAUACAACCAAGACAACUGAACAAUUCUGUGAGGUAUGUGGAUCGACCAACGUGCAAAUUUGCACUGGCUGUCUACUUGUCUACUAUUGUGGUGAAAACCACCAACUCUUGCAUUGGCCAGUACACAAAAACAAGUGUUCUGCUUUGGACAAGCGAACUGAUUUGAUUGGUCGUGCAGAGAGAUCAAAAGAUCUAAGAAACAAGUCUGAAGUUGGAGGAGGAGGAGGAGGAGGAAGUAACUUGAAUCUAUCUAAAUCACAACCUCAACAACAACAACAACAACAGGCAUCAACAGCAAGUGGAGGUGGUGGUGGAACAAAUAGUGUACUUAAAUCAGCGGCAAUUGUCAACAAAUCAUUGGAAAAGGGUAGUAGUAGUAGUAGUAGUUCAUCAACUACCACCCUGGGUGGUAGUACUGGAAUGGGAGUGGGAGUGGUGACUACUACACCAGCUACCAAAGCAGCUAUCAAGGCUCAAUUCAACUCUAAUGCAUACCCACCACCAUCUGCAUCACCGGCUGGUGCAAAUAAUAAUAGUAACUUUAAAGGGUCUCCUGUCAUUAGUAAUAACAACAAUAAGAAGAAUAAUAAUAACAAUACUGGUGGAGAAGGAGGAGGAGGAAGUAUCAAACUAUUACAACAACAAUUACAACAACAAAAUACACCUGGUGCACAACCACCAGUACAAAGAAAACAAAAUGGAUUGAAUAAUAGUACUUCGGCUACAGCCACAGCUACAACACCUCCACCAGUUGGAGGACAACCUUUUGGAGCACUUAAACAAAAACCUCUAUCUCAAUCAACUCCAACUACGCCACUUGUUCCAACCUCUCCAAUUGUCCAGCAACAACAACAACAACAACAACAACAACAACAACAAGAUUUAACCCAAACUAUUCAAGAGUUACCAUUACCUCCACAACCAUCUCCCAUCAUUGUACAAGCAAAUAAUAAUAAUAAUAAUAAUAAUAAUAAUAAUAAUAAUAAUAAUAAUAAUAAUAAUAAUAAUAAUAAUAAUAAUAAUAAUAAUAAUAUAUCAACACCACCAUCAGUAUCCAAUUCAUUUAUUAAAUUUAAUUCCCCUACAUCUACAUCUACAUCAACAUCUACAUCUGAUUCACCAAAUACUAAUAAUAAUAUCAAUAAUAAUACAAAUGAAAAAGAGGAAGGAGUAAAGAGUAUUCAAAGUAAAUUGAAUCAAUUAAAUUUUCAAGUUCCAGUUGCUGGUCAUAUGCCAUCAUCUUAUUAUAGAAGAUCGGUUAUGACAUCGUCACUUGGUAGUGUUAAAACUACUUCUCUCGAUAAUGGUGAGAUACAAUCCAACAAUUCUAUUUCAGCACCAGUCACGCCAUUACAGACAAAUACAGUGACUGUCAUGGAUCAAGGUUACUCUACUACUAUUGAUCCAACUCCAUUAAAUAUAUCAAGUAGUUCUGCGUCAUCUGCAACGUCUACGACAGCUUCUUCACUCAAUACAUCUACAUCAUCCUUUUCAACAACUAUUUCAAACAAUAGUUCCAAUACAAAUUCACCGCAUUUCAAUACGAUCCAACCAAACAAGACAAAUGGCAAUGCAUUGAGAGAUGCAAAGACACACGCUAGAAACAAAUCAAUGCCAGUCGAUAUGUCAAGAGGUGUAACAUUGGCUAAUAACAAUAGUAACGACGAACAAUACGACCAAGAUCAAGAUGAAUCAUCGUCAUCAUCUUCAUCUGGGUCAGAAGACCAAUCCUCGACGUCAUCGAUGCAAUACAAGGAGAAAAAUAGACCAAGAGGAUUUAGGGUAAAGGAUUCAAAUGUAGAGUGGGAGGCUGGUUCUAUAGAGUAUCGUCCCAAGCAGACAGGUGGAGGAAACCAUUUGUUGGGUUCAAGAGGACAGAAUCAACCGGCGACAGCACCAGUGGGAGCAAUCAUUGACAGUGGUGCAGAGCAGACUGAUGACAAGGCGUUAGUGUCGGGUGAGCCUGGAGAUGGAGGAGAUGCGGCGGCAGGUACGUUGCCACAACAACAAUCUGCAGGUUCAAGAUUUGCCGGUAAACUAAGAGACAUUAAAAAAAAGGCGGGUGUUGUAAGCACAUUGACCAAGAACAAGGUGUCAGAGGUAGCAUCCAAAGCAAAGAAAUCAAUUAAUAAUACGAUGGACAAGCAGACAGCCGACAGUCUAUCAACACAACCACCAUCGACACAGCCACCACAACCCACCUCGGAACAACAACAGCAGAGAGCAGCAGCUGGAGGGGCUGGCGAACCAACAACUAUAUUUGGACAACCUUUGGAAGUAGCUAUCAAGAGAUCGGCCAAACUACAUCCACUACUACCAGAUAUUAUCUACAAGGCCAUUGAAUAUAUAAGAGAAAAGGGUAUACAGGAGGAAGGUAUAUUUAGACUAAGUGGUAGUGCAUCGGCCAUCAACGCACUCAAACAAGAGUUUGAUGAAGGUGGUAAUGUCGAUCUUUCACUACAACUCGAUCAACACGUUGUGGCUGGUAUACUAAAACUAUACCUACGUCUCAUUCCCGAGACUGUAUUUACCGAAAACUUUGCCGAUGAAUUAGAGGCAUUGCGUGAAGGUGGAAAUACAAACGAUGCAAUCAAUAUGCGUAUUCGUGGUUGCACAGCCAUUCUCAAACAACUUCCAGAAACCAACCGAUGCAUACUACACCAUCUCUGCUCUCUCCUCAACACCAUUUCAUUUGAACCUGCCACUAAAAUGUCAUCUGUCAAUCUUUCCAUUGUUUUUGCUCCAACCCUCGGUUGUCCUCUCGAAGUCAUGACCGUUUUAAUCGAUUACUAUGAACAUAUUUUCUCUGAACAAACUUAUACUUAUAUGUAA
Messenger RNA from Cavenderia fasciculata, 2886 nucleotides. RefSeq names its product MYND-type zinc finger-containing protein (gene gacZ). Gene Ontology annotation, molecular function: GTPase activator activity. The record is from RefSeq and is a predicted model, not a curated record. Gene Ontology annotation, biological process: small GTPase-mediated signal transduction. Bases 1 to 2886 code for a protein of 961 amino acids. The transcript has a single exon. Gene Ontology annotation, cellular component: cytoplasm. NCBI's taxonomy places the organism in Eukaryota, Evosea, Eumycetozoa, Acytosteliales, Cavenderiaceae.